This is a messenger RNA of Ananas comosus (pineapple), 1175 nucleotides long. RefSeq lists its product as uncharacterized. Bases 315 to 788 code for a protein of 157 amino acids. The record is from RefSeq and is a predicted model, not a curated record. Lineage: Eukaryota; Viridiplantae; Streptophyta; Magnoliopsida; Poales; Bromeliaceae. The transcript is spliced from 2 exons.
GGAGAAAUAGACUAAUUCAUUUCCAUUCAUGAUCCCUAGCUUAUAAGACAUCCUGAAUUUAUACUAGUUAGUAUCCGUACAGAAAGAAAAUUAUUUAAUCUCUGAGGACUAAACAGCAAUAGUGACAAAAAUAAGAAGUGGGCUGGUUGGGCCGCCAAUUCGGUGGUAGUUGGGCCCUCUUUCUGGGCUUUCUGAGCUCCUCUGCUGCUUGUCGGUUAUUCGGACUCGGGUCCGUCCUUCUCCGCACUACCCACAACCCGGCAGGUCUUGGGUUCGCCAUUUCGCCCCGAUCCGAGCCCCGCUUCGCCCGAUCCAUGCUUAACGGUAAGUGGGCGUCGGUUCCGGCCUUCUCCGCAUCAUCCACCACCCGGCGGAUAUCGGGUCCGCGUUUUACGCCCGCUCCGGUGAUCCGACCGCCCGAUCCGCCAGCUCUCUUCUUCGCCCCAAUUACCCAGGUUCUGUCGGGCUUCCUUCUCCGACCUCGAUCCUCCCAUUUCCCCUUCAGCUCCGACGAUGCCCUAGCCCCGCCGGUUCACCCUGCCGGAGUUCCGCCUGACGCCCUUCUCCGUGCUAUCCUCCGCCAGCGCCUGAGCCCCUUCGGAGGCGCUUCCCACCGGACCACUCCGCCGAGCUCGCUCCUCUCCCACCUCCUGCUGUCACUUCCCUGCUCUACCUUAGGUGGUGCUGCUGCUGGGGUCGAUGUGGAAGACAACGACGGAGCCGGUGAGAGCGGGGAUGACCUGGGCCCGGUCCGAGAAGUCGACCGGGAGGUGAAACUGGCCGGGUGAACCGGGUUGGUGGACCGGUCCCGGGGAAGGGGAGGGAUGGGCGACGCGGACGGCCCAGUGGUCGGAAGAGACGAGCGCGGCGCCGAGGGAGCGGUCGAGGAAGCUGGACCGGCCGAAGCUGACGGCGAAGGGGAUCCGGUUCGGCUCAGCCACCAGUGUAUCGGGUUCGGAGAUCGCCAUUGAGGGGGAUUGAAGGGGGAUAGAGAGGGAGGGGUAGGGGGAACGAGGGAGAAAGGGAGGAGGAAGGGUAACGAGAAAGAGAAAACGGCGCCGUUAAGUGUUCGUAACGGCGUUUCUCACGCACGCGCUCGUGACGACCUGUUUCGUACCAAAUCACAUACAAUGGAAUCAAAAUUUUCAACCAUGUGAUUCAAAUUUAGUGAUGCG